CGACAUGAAUCAAAACUCAAAAUUGAGUGGAAUCUCUCCAACGCCACCCGUUCAGACGCUGCUUGACCCAGCAACCAAAAUAAAUGCACCGCCGCCACCGUGGCAAAGCCGGUAUUGAACGUAAGGCAGUGUUGAGAUGGAGCGGAAAAACAAGUCAAUCACUUAAUAGUUCAUCAAUCAACUUUGAUGAGUGUUCUUCUCGGGUUACAAAAUGCCGCACCACUUUUCAAUAAAAUAAAAUGAUAAUAAUAAUAAUAGAAAUAAUUCCACCUGUAGCAUCUUAUCUUUUCCGUUUUUCAAAGAUAAAAACAUAAAUAGACUCUGGGGGAAGUUUGCCCAUCAUCCACAUUCAUUACGUGAGACAUGACCACACACGUUCUAAAGAUAUAAAAACAGCUAAACAGACGCAGCUAAGAAUGCACGUAAUGGGACGCACCUAUUGCGCCUAUAAAGCACUCUGAAACCCCCCCCCCCUCCAAAAAGCAUAUUAACAUACUGCAUAUUAACCAAGCUACAGUGACAUUGUUGUUAUUAUUGUUGUUACGCCAAAGAACUACGCCAUUUGCGUAGUGACACCUCGCCCCACCACACUCGCUCACAAUGCCUCAGGCCACUAGGAAAGGUGACGCUACGUACUGGAGCUGCCGCCACUGCUGCUGGGUUUUUGUUUUCGAGUUUGGAAAAGUUAACGCUAGGUGUAGCGUUACUUUCUACUGUAUGUUGCACCCAGGAAGGAAGUUCCGCUAAUGCUUAAAAUGACCAAAAUAGGGCAAAAUUACUUUAAGUAUUACACGCUAUCAUAAAUGUAGCCGUUACUACAUGGCCACAGCGUGGAUACAAAACCAUAAAACCUUGGAGGUAUUUUUAAUAGCAGACUUUGUAGGCAGAAUGGGUGUGUCCCAUUACGUGCCUCUUUUUAGCCGUUUUACAUCUUCAGAACGCACAGAAAAGAGAAAGAUGUGUGAUCAUGUCUCACAUACGGAUUGUGGAUGACAGGCAAAAAAAGUGCAGUUUUCCUUUCAGGUAUUUUCGGGUUGCUUUUUUGGUUUUUAAAUCGAUGAUUAAUCCAUCAUCCAAUUCAUAGACAACUAUCUUGGUAUUCGAUGAAUCGUUUUUUGAUUUAAAAAUGUAAAUAUUCUCCGAUUUCAGGCUCUCAAAUAAAAGCAGACGCGUGAUUACACACACGCACACACACACACACACACACACACACGCACACGCACACACACACACACACACACGCACACACACACACACACACACGCACGCACGCACACACCAGCUUUGACUUUGGAAAACAGUGAUCAACAUUUUUGCUUCUUUCUGAUACGUUGCGGACCAAACCACUAACUGUUUGUGUUUGGUUCAUAUUGAUUUGGUCCGUCCAGGGCGGGGGUCGGCAACCUGUACCAUUUUGCCCCCUCACCCACUGAAGAAAAAUAGUCUGAAGCCGCAAAACAGCUCAAAGCGACAUCAUCUUGACGUGUAAAAGCUUGACACCAGUUAACAACAUCUGCACGUCCAACAUGGCGGGGUUACGUUGGUUCCACCUCACUACCUGACGCCUCAAGAGAGCUGGCUGGCUAACGCUGCUCAGCUAAACUAUCAAACGGCGGACGUCUGUGGUCGCCGGUUCGAACCCAGCGUGUAAAAUGGCGUCCGUGAAGAAUCAAAAACUACUUUCUUCCGAGUGUUUUGGGCGGGAUGCGUUAACGGUUAGUUUCCCGCUUCUCCCAUCACCGGUCAGAACGCAUUCACGGUCAUUUUUAACCCUUUUCUCCAAAACGCGCAUUUGCCCCACCCCGGGAAUAUUCGAGCAUUGCGAAGGGAGUGAAAAACACGUGAACGGCGUACGGCGUUAACUGCCUUUCGAAGCCGAUCGGCGUACGGCAGCAAACCUGACAUGUGCAGCUGGAUUACGCUCACUGAGGGAAGCUCACUGUGCCGCGCUUUGGAAAUGCCUGAAAGGGAGUCUGGAAGGGAAUUCCAAAGCAGCAAACAUCCACUGCUAGUCUCUUCCCACUCAGCCAAGCACAAACCAGGUGACAUAGAAGCCUUAGCUGCUACAAGGCGUGACCACACGGCUCUCCUGUGCUUGUAGUCCAGGUAGGAACUUACAGGAGGGGAUAAAAAUAGCAGGCGGUGACGCAGGGAAUUAGAUUAAGGUGAAGGUGCCAUCCAUUAUCUCCUCUCUCGGGUGUCUGGUACAGUUCCACGGGUGCUGCCCCUGUCCCGGCCUGCAGUGUGAGAUGAUUUGUAUGAUUUGAUUUUUGUUUGUUUGUUGUUGUCUUGUAACACCACAGGCAUUCUACCUUGCGCUUCCACGCACGAUUGUACAACAUGGUGUCAAUUGGCAGCCGUUGCCGUGCCAACAGCCGUUUAAAAAGCAGCUCGUUCCUUUGAAAGAAGAAAGAUGAGCCAAUUGUUGGCUUGAGUGCUUUUGCUGUUGAAGUGACAGGCCCGUGUUGCAGCUGUGAAACCCAAUCAUGAUUUAUAGCAGCGCUUCUCUACACUUCAAUCCCUCUAAGGUUGGCAGGUCUGGUGGUGUCUUUAUUCAUGCUGGUGCCAGCAGCUCAUACAGUGGUUUGUACACGGAAAUAACUACGACACAUACAGUCUUACACCGCUUAGAGAAAUUGCGGUCCACUUUGAGUCAUUAAAACGUGCUAAAAUCAACACAAUCGUUAUUAUUUUGGCAACUGGAACGUUCCUGAGAUUUUUUAUUUUUUGGCGGGUUGGAAAAAAGUCGCGCCCAUACUGUGCCGGGUUAGUAAAUUGUUGCACCCAGACAGGAACCAACCACUGAGUGAAAACGAUGUAGUGCACACGCACCAAACCGUAGGAGGAAAGAAAGCCCGUCUUCCGCUUUUCAAGACGUCCGGGAAGAGGAACUACUUAUGUUGGUUUGUCGUCAAAUGUCACUUCUGGUCACGUGACGGCGAGCCGUUUUCGUAUCGCCCGUACACACGGCAACGACAAGCCGGCGUACUCGGAUUUUCCCCACUCCAGAAGCCGUUUUCCAAAGCGUUUUCCUUUCAGGUCACCCAGAACGCCGUCCCCAUGUGGACGAGAAGCUGAAACGAUAAAACACUUUGCCAUUUUGAUCCUAAAUGGCCUUUUGGGAGCUUGAACAUACCCGAAACUUAGCAAAUAUUGCGGGUAUCCCGCCAAUAGUUGGCAUACUUUCAGCGAAGAGGCUGACAUCAGGGGAUAUUUUCAUUUUUAAAUCGAGAAACGAUUGAUCGAAAACCAAAAUAGUUGUUGCCCAAUUGGAUAAAUCGAUGAAUCAUCGAUUAAUUGUUGCAGCUCUAGCCAUUUCUGUUUUUCUUUGUUUUGCGUGUCAUGGUCUAAUGUGUGAAUUUAUCUGUCGGAUAUGCCGCAGGCCGCACGUCUGUAAGGGGAAAGCCAUGUGACCAUCUAAUGUUCUUUUUGUGGGCGCACAAGGAAGCCUUCCCUAAAAACAUGGCUCAUGAUGUCAUUUGUCUUUUUGAAAUGAACUUUCUGGUUUAAAAAAAACGAUGGGAGUUUUUCCAUCCAAAAACCGGAUUAAUUGUUGACUGAUGUAAAACAUGACAGCUUUUGUGUCGUAGCGAGCGGUUGUUGCAUCACUACUAAACUACUCAAAUGUCAAUCAAAUGAAGUCGCCCUAAAACUGCUGGCUUUUUUUUUUUAAGGAAAACGUGCAUUUUUCACUUCAUUCCCACUGAAACGUCAAUGCUUUCAUUUGACUUUUGGAAAGCAUUCAGCUCCAUCUAUUCAUACGUUCAACUGGCGCGUUUCAAUGGCGGAAUGGCGGUAUUUGCUUCACUGGACGUUCAACUUUAAAGUGUCCCUCGGACUGUGAUCAUGACAAACCUGGACUUGUCGUGCCUGCCCAGUUCGUCCUCGCUGCAGCUGCCGCCAAUGAAGUCGACAUUCCCGGGCGAGAAUUCCUCCGGUUCCUCGUCCUCGGCGGCCUGGAUGGCCACCGUGAUGGUAACCGUGCCCAUCUCCUGCGAGUGCUGGUCCACGGUGAUGACUUCAUCCACGCCCCUCUCAGAGGACGAAUCCGGGGAGCACGCCGCUUGGCGGCUGGGACUCGGGCCGGGGGUUCGGCUCAUGUUCCCCGUGUGGGUCGAGGCGCCUGCGCUGGCUCCGUUCACUCUUUGGGCGGCGGUAGUAGUAGCAGCGGAAGCCGAGAUCGAGUCGAGGACGCGGUGGGGACGCGGCGUCGGUACUCGACGGCCACUCUCGCUGCUGCUAUGGCUGAGGAGGACCCACGGGGCUCCCAAGACGCGCUCCACGGCUCGCCAGACGACCCCGAUCCAGAUCCGAGCCUCCGACGGAGGGCUGUGCGGAGCGGCGGGGCUCGUAGCAGCCGGCGAGACGCAGCCUGGAGCAGCAGAGGAGCCACCACCUUGUACCGCGGCGGCUACUGCUGCUACUUCCUCAUAUGUAAGAAGCUUUGUGGGAUUGGGCCGAGGCGGCGUCUCUUCGCACUCACUGGCGGCCCACAAGUAGAGGCUGACACAAAGCCAGGAGGGGGGCAACAGGAAGGAGAGGCAGCGCAGGAAGGCGUUUACCAAAGCAUGCAUACUUUUUUUUUUUUUUUUUUUUACUCAAUCAUGCACAAUUUUUGGGGGGAGUUGUUGUCUUACGGCGUGAGGACACACCCGUCCCCACUAUCAUGUCUCUAAGUAGGGAGCGAAUUCACGUGUUCCACCCCUAAUUGGGGAAUUGCGCUGACAAUGGACUAGCCCUGAGCCAAGGCUGCUAAUUGGAUAAUAGGCUUGCAGCCUCUGGUGGCACGUAAAGGAUGACAAGACGUGGACCUUUAGGAAUUAGGAGAUAAAUGGAUCCGUACCACUGCAACAGUAAAAGUAGGAGUAGAGAACGGGUUUGGAUUUGCCUCACUUCCAAUGUACUGCAAACAUCUUCUGCAUCUUCUCCUCGUUCUUAAGUGUGUUUUCUCCAGGCUUCCUCCCACGUCCCAAAAACAUGGACGUUAGGCUAGUUGGAGACGCUAAAUCAGGGGUCUCCAUUAUGCAACUCGCUCCAAAUUUCUUGAAACAGAACAAUACAAGAACAUGUCCACCGGAUAGCAUGUGCUUCUGUGUUUGUAGCUAUUUGACAUUGUUUUCUGCAUGUAAAGCUAUCAUUAUUCUCUAUAAAAUGUAUAUUUUGUUUCAUAUUUUUAUGUGUCUGGAACGGAUUAACUGGAUUGGCAUUGUUUCCUAUGGGGAAAAAAUUGCCUCGGUUUUCGUACGUUUCAGUUUUUGUCAAACCUUUUGGAACAAAUUAAUAACAAAACCCAUCAUUUGCCCAAGCUUUGUCGUUUCGGUUCAAAUGUGGUAUUUUACUCAAGGCAACAUCAGAAAAAUCCCCACGAUAUCCCCGAGGAUUUGAAUGUUCUGCCAAGGAGGACAUGUUUUGCAGAUUUAUGGUUUUACGGGGCAGGUUUUCUGUGAAAAUGACUUCUAUAUGGUUGUAAAUUGGGACUGGGGGAAGCCCACUACUGUUAAAUUCAGUGUAACAUGGUGGAAAAACUCGGACUAAGCGUUGUAAUACUAAUAGCGUCUCAGAACCUAUAGGUUUGUUUCCCAUUGACCUUGGCAGAGGUCCAGUCCAGCGUUUCAACAGUGUAGCGCUAUUUCUACAUGACGUAAUUCUGUGUUUGACAAGUAGUUUCCAGAAAGCCGUUCAGCGGUCAUACCAUAAAAUCGUCCUGUUAAAACAGAAGGCAUUCGUGCAGUCCUUCGCGCUAUCAAUGCAGGCAGCUCUCUUACUGGCUUGAGCCAACACUCUGUGACAAUCAGCCAUAACAGUUUUGUUAGCCGUCGCCAUCCCUGCAUGCAGCAUCUGAACUCCCAACAUUGGCAAGCUCUUCUCACAGCUGGUGGGCAGUGUGACUCAUUCCCUGUACCACAUGCCGUACACACGCGCACACACGCACCGCUCCACUUUGUGGACAAUGCAACAUGGGAAGUGCGUGACUGACAGCUGACCGUGUACUUCAGAAAAUUAGAUUUUUCUCAAAGCGGUCUGCCAGAGGUAUAAUUUCUCCUGAUUGCGAUGCCAAUUGAAGUAACAGUCAGCACGGCGCAGACCUCCGCCAAGGUCGAGUCGUUAACAAAAGUGAGAAAAAAAAAUGGUGGAAGCCCGUUGUUUGUCAGAGCACAUUGUGCGACGUUUCUGCAAUCGGCAGAGUGGGCUCUGACAGGAACGAGGCAGUAGGAAAGCUAUUUAUAUCCUAAUUUUGUAAGUAUAUGCAUUUCUAUUUGAUCUAGCUAUCUAUUUAUCAAAUGUACCCUAUUUCCUCUUACACAGUCGUGGCCACAGGCUUUUAAUUACUCAUCAACUGAGUAGAAUAUACAUAAUAUAAUAUAAUAUAAUAUAAUAUAAUAUAAUAUAAUAUAAUAUAAUAUAAUAUAAUAGGUAGACAUUGACUUGAGUUGGACUUUAUUCUGAUGACUUGAAAAUGCUCGUGGUUUUCGGUGAGUGUGUUGACUAAAAUGUGUCCCCAUUCAAAGUAUUCAAUUGAUGUGAUACGUUAUGAUAUCAUUUCCAGCGAGACAACAUAUUUUCCUGCAGAAUCUGCUGCAUUGAAUGCAUCAAUUAACGUCCAGUCAGGUUUAAGAACAAAUGAGGGUGUGGCUUAAAUUUCCGUGAGCGCCGGGCUGCUGGAGUGUGGUAGAAAGUUCUUCACAUGCUCAUGCACCUGCAUAACACUAGGACACUGUCUUGUCUUGACUCGAGACUUGACUUGGACUUGCAGGUUUUUACUUGGGACCUGACUCCAGACUUGGGAUUAAAGACUUGAGACUUACUUCCCCAUCAGUGUUGAAAUAUGUGCUAUCUUUGCAGCCUUGCAGAUGCCAUGUCAGGCGGUGUGUGUCUGCACGCGUUUAAAUAUCCAAGCUGACAACUUACAAGGUGGUUUAUUCAAAACAAGAAUGUGCUAAUGGCUCGGGCAUCUAGUCCGGAAGCCUCCCGGACGCCUCCCUGGUGAGGUGUUCCGGGCAUGCCCGGCCGGGAGAAGGCCUGGGGCAGACCUAGGACACGCUGGAGGGAUUAUGUCUCACAGCUGGCCUGGGAACGCCUUGGUGUCCUCCCGGUGGAGCUGGAGGAGGUGGCCAGGGACCGGGAAGUCUGGACUUCCCUACUGGGACUGCUGCCCCCGCCACCCGGACCCGGAUAAGCGGAAGAAAAUGGAUGGAUGGAUGGAUGGAUGAAUGGAUAGUUUGUAAGAAAGAAAAGGAAGCGUGUGGCUGACCUACAGCUUUGAUUGUGAUGUCACAUUACCAAUGACUGAUUCAUGUUGAUUCAAUUUGUUUUACAGACAUCAAUCUUUUUUCUAACAGCGACUUUCUCGGAUUUCACCAAAUGGCCCACACAGACUCAAAUAAAAAGGUCAAAAGCUGCAAGUUGCGCCUCAAGACGGUCAAAUCGCUCCCAGAUCGAGGGCAUCGGCCGGUUGCCUCUCCUGAUUUUCUAAAGCACCCCUGUCUGACCGUCACAGCAAUAUGCCCUCCUUACCCAGAUCAACUGAAAGGUGGCGCCCCCUGCAGUUCACCCGCAUUCUCAUUUACAGCAAAUGACGUCCGAAACAAACACAGCAGGCCCGCUCACAGCGCGGGGGCCAGGUGCUACCAUCACACCUCAGUCGCCCACAAGCCAGCAGCGUAUCACUUCAACGCCACCUCUGGUUUCCCCCUCAUUCACUUCCACUGGGAUGGUGCCGUAUCCAGUCUUCAACGCAUUGACCUGGACAGGCGGUGUCUGCAAGAGUGCCCUCAACUCGGCAUGAUGGAAGACCUGCAGAUUCUGAACCUGCAACACAACCUGAUCACAAGCAUCAGCCAUCUGUCGCUGCUGCAGCAGCUCGUGGUCCUCAAUUUGUACGACAACCACAUUUCUGACAUGAGCGGCAUCAAUGAGCUCGCCUGCCUCAGGAUUCUCAAUCUGGGGAACAACAGGAUCCAUAAAAUAUCCUGCUUGGAUAACCUACACAAACUCAACAUCCUGGAUUUGCAUCACAAUCAGAUCUGCAGGAUGGAGAAUCUGAAGCACCUGAAGGAGCUGCAGGUGUUGAACUUAGCAGGAAACAACAUCGCCAAAGUGGAGAACCUCCAAGGCCUGGACUGUUUAACGGAACUCAACCUACGACACAACUGCAUCUCUUUUGUGACCGAGGUAGACCGACUGCCCCGCUUGCAGCGCCUCUUUCUCAGCUGCAAUAACAUCACCAGUCUCCAUCAGCUAGGCUGCUCCGGAGAGUCGCGCUCCCUUUCUGAGCUCACCCUGGAUGGGAACCCUGUAGCCCUGGAGACAUGGUACAAGCAGGCCGUCCUGCGCUGUGUGCUUCACCUCAGGCAGCUGGACAUGAAGCGCAUCACCGAGGAGGAUCGGCGCAUGGCUGGUGUUCAGGCACGGAAAGAGGAGGAGAAGAAGAAGGAGAGUCAAAAGCAGACCAUUCAUAGGGAGAAGCGGCGCCUCGCCAUUCGUAAUGCGGCUCAGCAGUGGGAGGGUGUUAUAGCCUGCCUGGAGCUGCCGGCGACGAAUGGCGCCAAAGAAGAGGUCAGCCCGGAGAACAGCCCCGCCCACUGCCCGACGCAGACCAAUGGGCUGGUUCAGGAGCCUUCGCCUGAUGAGCCGAGGCGGGUAAGUCCAGGUGCUGGACCAGAGCGGGUGAUGUGUGGUGGACCAGAGAGCAGAUUCCGUACAAACAGCCGUCCAAACAGCCCCCGGGAUCCAAAGCUAGCGGAGGCAGGCAGCGUUCAGAGUCUGUCGCUGUCUGACAGUCACCUGGCCGAGCUGGACGGAGACACGCUGAGGUUGUUCGGACUGGGUGCCCUGGAGGCGCUGGAGAGGGGCUGGGGCGCUCAGACCGCCGGCGCCGUCACCGUCAUCACCUUCCGCUACAUUCACUUUGAUGCCAUCGUACCCACGCUGCCGAGAAUCAGGGUCAAGUUCCCCAAUCUGUCGCAUCUAAUCUUCUUGGAAACCAACAUCAGCCGCCUGCCACAGCUGGCUGCCCUGGCUCAGGUGAGGCGUCUGGACCAGCUCACCAUCCACCCGGAGGGCAACCCGGUGGUCGGCCUGGCUCUGUGGCGCUCCUUCGUCAUCUACCGCCUCCACCACUUCAACAUGCAGAAGAUCAACGGCCAGGAGGUCACCAUGAACGACACCAUCGCCGCCGAGCGCGUCUUCGGCACGCUGGGUCACAUAGCGGCCACCGAGACGCCGCGUUGUCGCCUCCUCCUGCUGCUGGAGGAGUCCAGGAAGCGCCAGCUGCAGUUCCUGUUGGAGGGGCGUGGCCGGCGGGCGGGGCUCAGCCCUGAGGAGCUGCGAGACAACGGGAAGCUCCUGGGAGAAGGUCUGAGCCGAGCCCUGUUCAACUACCCGAGCCGGGACAGCAGCAUGGACAGCCCUGAGGAGGGUGCAGUGGAGCCAUCAGAGCGCGCCGCCAUGGUGGACCAGUACCUCCAGGACCUGGUGUGCAGGGCCUCAGACACCAACCUGAAGGGCGAGGCCCUCCACACGCUGUGGCCCUCCAUGUUUGCCGACAUGGUGAGGGACUGCGUGCUGGAGAUGAGGGACCGAGCGGCCUUUCGCCAAGCCAGCCUUGCCAAGCUCUCUAAGUGAACGCCUCGCCGUCGUCCAUCUUUACCAGUAACGACACGCUCUCACCUCCUGAUCUUUCCACUUAACUGACUUUUUGAGCCUGACAGGUUUAUCUCCCCUAGUCGCGUGGGGGAAGCACCUUCUCCUGAUGGAUGUAGACCACUUUAAGGACCCGUGGAUUGAAUGUAUAGUCGGGACAGUUCUCUGGAGCUGCAUCAUACUUGAAGAGAGUCAUCAGCAUCAUCAGCUUGAACUGACCAGGACCUUUUUUUUUCUCUUUACAAUGAACUUUGCAGUGUCUUAAACCUCAUGUGUUCAUCUCAUGUUCCUCACUGUCUCCUUGCCUGACGCAGGACACUUUGUUUAUUAACACCGGAUUUCUCUGUCAUUCUGCACUUGGUAGUCAAAUAAAUUCUCUAUCGACACGCGAUUUGCGUACACCUCCUUGCCUGUCCCAAGCAUGUCUCCUAACAGGACUGAACAUAUUCACCAGGCUUCCUCAUGUCGUGGCCAUGAUGAAACGCAACCGCAGACAGCACCAGGCAUCUAUUGAGGGUAAGGAUGUUUAUUAUUAUUUGCACAAAUGCAUUUUUAAAGAAUUUUUCAUAAUGUUGCAGAUUUUUUAAAAACAUUUUACACAAUAUUACAAUGAAGUUUAAUUGGCAUAAAAAUACAAAUACAAUAGUAUAAUAAUAAUAAAUAGAAAUAAAGUACCAGGUGUCUAUUUAGGGUAUGCUUGUUUAUUA
Molecule: messenger RNA, 10349 nt
Organism: Dunckerocampus dactyliophorus (ringed pipefish)
Lineage: Eukaryota; Metazoa; Chordata; Actinopteri; Syngnathiformes; Syngnathidae
Product: leucine-rich repeat-containing protein 49
Exons: 18
Coding region: 7363-9624 (753 amino acids)
Molecular function (GO): protein binding
Source: RefSeq, a predicted model, not a curated record